Molecule: messenger RNA, 1442 nt
Organism: Hyalella azteca
Lineage: Eukaryota; Metazoa; Arthropoda; Malacostraca; Amphipoda; Hyalellidae
Product: transmembrane protein 231-like
Exons: 5
Coding region: 13-942 (309 amino acids)
Biological process (GO): cilium assembly; regulation of protein localization
Cellular component (GO): ciliary membrane; ciliary transition zone
Source: RefSeq, a predicted model, not a curated record
ACAACAUUGAGAAUGAUGUCGUUUGUAGUUUACGUUGAUAAUAAAUCAGUUGUUCACAGAUCUACAUUAUGCAGCAGAGCUGUAUUUUUCUAUCUUUUUUGCUUCGUUUUAUCUGUUAUUUUGCCACUGAUUAUAACUUACAGAUCGCAAGGUCUAUGGGUGGAAGAGUUUAGAAACAAAGAGCAGGCUGAGGUGACGUACAUGGAACAGAUGCUGGUGGUGGUGCACACGACGUCGGGAGUGAUCUACUGGACCACGGAUCCGUCCUUCAGGGCACUUAAUCCACAGAUGCUUCGCCAACCCUUCCUCAAGUGGCACGAGUACGACAGUAAUCACGACGGCAAGCGAGACGGACUGGAACUAACUUUGGAGGUUCCUCUUUUGCCUCAUGAGUCAGUGCAGCAGGUCGACCUCGUGGCCAACAUGGAAUACUCUCUCCAUUCUCACUGCGACAUCUCAGUUACCGGAGGCAUAGCAUUUGAACGCAGCAGUUGUGCACCAAUGUCUUCAGUAAAAGUUCUUGGUGACGUCAUCCUCCACCAACGCCACAGCAUGCGCUGCUCACGAGCGCACCAGCACAAUACACAAUAUUUGCUGCAGCACCACGCUGCCUCUGACGACCCAACGCUCUGGUCACCGGUUAAAAUACUCUCAGAAUACUGGCUUAGAAACCAGACGCUACGUCUGAGCAACGAGUACAUCAUGAGCAUUAUAGGGCCGACCGACUUAUUCCGCGUGGAACUCUCCUUGAAGUACGUGGAGCAGGAACACGUGUACGUCGCAAGCUUCUGGCACGUGAUGAAGCACGCGUGGAUCCAGUACCUGAGCGUGCUGGUGGUCGUGGUCUACGUGCUGGACGUGGUCAAGAAAUGGGUCUACAGCAACCAAAUUGUGCCCACUCGCACUCACGUGUCUCAUGCCCACUUGUAUAAGAGAGAAUAACUUAUCAGUAUCUUGCAGUCAUACUUCGAAGUCUUCGUUUUAAGUUAUUAUAUAACCUAGAAGUUAGCAUACUAACGAACUGAAAGGUUAUUUCAGCCUGAUGAGUUAAGUACAACCAUUAACAUUAUUAAUAUUUGGUGUAGCAUUAUUUGGUUUGAGAAUACAUAUACUGGGUGCUUUUCACCAACAGAGUAAAGUUCAAUUUGAAUGGCUAAAUCUAGAAUCAUUUUCACAGAAGCAGCAUAAAAUUACUGCAAAUCGGUAGCAAGAAAACAAUAAAUAAACAAAUACCGUAGCAAUGACCUUAGAACUUAUGAUUUUCUUUCAGUUAUUCUAAGAUGACAAUGCCAACUCAGACUACUAUACUCAAAUCACUCAAAAAUUAUUUUACUAUAAGAAAUUGUAAUUUCAAGCAUAACAUCAUCGAAGAACGAUUCCGAUCACAGAAUAUUGACAGUUAUUAAAAUACGAGAAAAUGACAUAAAAAUGUUUGUAAAAUU